Molecule: messenger RNA, 593 nt
Organism: Temnothorax curvispinosus
Lineage: Eukaryota; Metazoa; Arthropoda; Insecta; Hymenoptera; Formicidae
Product: probable chitinase 10
Exons: 3
Biological process (GO): chitin catabolic process; carbohydrate metabolic process
Cellular component (GO): extracellular region
Molecular function (GO): chitinase activity; chitin binding
Source: RefSeq, a predicted model, not a curated record
GGAAACGUGCGGUUUUAUCGUGCGUUAUAACUUUAAUACUUCUAGCUGUUGUAAUGUCCAUAACUGUACAUUUCACUCAUAAAUCAGACGCAUCGGUCUCCUCGGAAAUUUCAAACUCAUCGCUCGAGGACCCCGUCAAGGUAUCCCCGUUAUCCGGCUACUACAAGGUUGUGUGCUACUUCACAAAUUGGGCCUGGUACCGUCGUGGAAUCGGCCGUUAUUUGCCGGAAUACAUCAAUCACACUCUAUGCACGCAUAUAGUGUACGGCUUUGCAGUGCUAGAUAAUUCCAAGCUGGUGAUUAAGACGAACGACGAGGCGGACUACGAACAUCAUUUCUACGAGAAGGUGGUAGCGUAUAAAGAGCGGGGUCUUAAGGUGCUUCUCGCGUUGGGCGGAUGGGAGAACUCCGCCGGCGACAAGUACAGCCGAUUGGUGAAUAGUCCAUCCGCUAGGAAGAACUUCAUCGAUCAUGCCGUUCAGUUUAUCGCAAAUAACGGCUUUGACGGAUUGGACUUGUUUUGGGAGUAUCCUGUUUGCUGGCGGGGAAUUUGCAACAAGGGUCCAGAUUCGGAUAAAGAGAGCUUUGCAGCU